Messenger RNA from Symbiodinium natans, 834 nucleotides. The record is from the annotation of a GenBank genome assembly. NCBI's taxonomy places the organism in Eukaryota, Dinophyceae, Suessiales, Symbiodiniaceae.
AUGGCCCGAGGCCGGACCCAAAACAACCACCAGCAGGCCUUGGUGGAGCACAAGAACUACCUCUACAGGAUCUCCGCCAUCCUCUCUGCACGCUCGUUGGCCGAGGUGGCCGGUGGUGAAUUCAUCGACACCCACCUUGUGCCACUGGUGGUGCGGAUGACCGGCGACCCUGUGCCCAAUGUGCGCUUCAAUGCUGCGAAAACCAUUAAGGCCAUGCACAAGGUUUGCAUGGGGCGGCCACAGACCUUCAACGACAAGCUCGUGCCCUGCCUGUACAAGCUACUUGCAGACGAGGAUCCGGAUGUCAAGUUCUUCGCACAGAAGGCCGGUAAGUCGCUGCGUCGGGGCUUCUAUGGACAGCGGUGGAAGGGCUGGGAAGGAAAGGAUGGUCUUCCAGACGCCUUUUGGCCGGAUGUCGCGGCGAAUUGUGCUUGUGCGCGUUCUUUGAGCGUAGCGCCGAUGGAUCACGACAAUGAGAAUCCCGACAGCAGCACCAAAACGAUCGACGUGGGGCAGCUCCCCGUGUCAAACGGCCACGUUAUGAUCUCGGUAAGAAACAAACUCUCCGGCACUUCGAUGUUCUCAAUGAGACUGAACACAGACGAGCGCGUUGCGGAACUCAAGGGUGUUAUUAUCAAUAUGGGCGGUUUGAACGUAAACACCUGGCGCCAGCUUCUCCUGUUCUUUAAAGAGGAUUGGCCACUCGAAGACACAAGGCGAUUGGCAGACUAUGGCGUUCGCGAAGGUGACGAAUUGCAGAUCGUCUUACUACGUCAAGCUCCUGUCAAUGCUACCGACAUCGAGGUCAGCUUCACGGAGAUCAUCCAAGCCUGA